CCAACAUAUCUAUAGCCUUUGUGGACGCAUAACCUACUGACUGUCCUAAAAGAUUUAAAAAAUACUGUAAAACAGUAAUCAUUACAAUGUUCAAAUAUUCCAAUUUGAUCAGUAGAUGCGCAAAUAACGUGCAGAAGUGUAAUUUACGUUCUCUUAGUUUUCGAAGCAUUAAACAACUUUUUUCGAUAUAUUUUCGAGAAACAGUCGAAACUGCAAAACCUCCUUAUGAUCACAUUUGUCAAGUUGGUAAUCCUAUUUUGCGACAGAAAGCGUCACCUGUCGACACAAAAGAGAUACAUACGGUAGAAUUUCAAAAGGUACUCGAUCAUUUACAUAAAAUAUUGAAAAAAUCUGACACAGUAGGAUUGGCGGCUCCACAAAUCGGUUUAUCCUGGCAAAUAUUUGCUAUCGAAGUAACGGAAGACUAUGUGAAAGAUAUUCAUCCAUCCAUACGAUCACAUUGUCAAAUCGAACCUUUUCCGUUGACAUAUUUUAUUAAUCCAGAAAUGAAGAUAAUAAAUCCCGAAGAACUGAUAUUUUACGAAACAUGCGGAAGCCUCAACCAUUUUCAAGCAGAAGUACCAAGGCCGAAAGAAAUUCAGAUCAAAGCACUUGAUCGAUUUGGAAAACCAUUUUGUUGGAAAGCAAAUGGUUGGUUAGCUAGGAUCGUUCACCACGAAAUGGAUCAUUUAAAAGGCUUAAUAUAUACCGAUAGAAUGUUUCCGCUUACGUUCGACUAUAUAGAUUGGGACGAAGAGAAAUGUACUAAUGUAAAAAAAGAUACUGUAAGUUAAGUAUUCUGUAGAAUAGUUUUUAUAACGUGUACACGAAUUCAUAUUAUUAGAUAUAAUCUGUUAACAAGUUAAAUUGAAAUGUAGUAUGGAAAUGUAUAAAAUACUGUGAUUUUGAUAAACUUAUUGAAAUUAUUUAUAUCCUUUAUAUUAGUUUGCCUUCAUUAAGUGGAUAUAUCAAUCCACUAGAAGUGGAAGAACAGUUUGUAAGAUGUUUAGUAAUCAUUAUACAUAUAAUUAUUUAAUGUUGUUGCACUAUGUAAUGCCAUGCUUUGUCAGUUUUAUGUACAAUUCGGAAACUAAGGCUUUCCUCUAAAUAUACGUAUGUAUUGAGGGAAAAAGUCGCCUUCGCAACAUAUUACAAGGGUAUCGAAAUCGGUGAGGAGGUAGCUAUUCGACAGGUUGACCAAAGUAGAUACAAGUUACAAUAAAUAUUUAUGUUGACAUCAUA
This is a messenger RNA of Bombus terrestris (buff-tailed bumblebee), 1242 nucleotides long. RefSeq names its product peptide deformylase, mitochondrial. NCBI's taxonomy places the organism in Eukaryota, Metazoa, Arthropoda, Insecta, Hymenoptera, Apidae. The transcript is spliced from 3 exons. Gene Ontology annotation, molecular function: peptide deformylase activity. Bases 87 to 794 code for a protein of 235 amino acids. Gene Ontology annotation, cellular component: mitochondrion. The record is from RefSeq and is a predicted model, not a curated record. Gene Ontology annotation, biological process: peptidyl-methionine modification; N-terminal protein amino acid modification.